This is a messenger RNA of Phyllostomus discolor (pale spear-nosed bat), 10689 nucleotides long. RefSeq names its product proline rich 14 like (gene PRR14L). NCBI's taxonomy places the organism in Eukaryota, Metazoa, Chordata, Mammalia, Chiroptera, Phyllostomidae. The record is from RefSeq and is a predicted model, not a curated record. The transcript is spliced from 9 exons. The coding region runs from base 207 to 6602 and encodes 2131 amino acids.
GAGGGGUGAGGACCAUAGAGACGAAGAGGUGGCGACGGCCGGAGCGCCCCUGGGCUCUCUUAGCUCGGUAGGCUCAGGUAGACUUCGCGGCGGCUGGGCUGCGGCUGCAGAAACCGGGCUGGCGGGGCCGAGCGCGGGCCGCGGAGCAGGCCUCAGGGGUGAACCGUUUGAUGUAAGACUUGACUCCAUAAUCUACAUCUGCCCUAAUGCUGUCAUCCGGAGUAGAGACUCAGCCAGUUCCACUUGAUUCCUCCAUGUCUGCUGUGGUACAGGAAUUAUACUCUGAACUCCCCGUGAGUGUCUCCAAAGAGCUUCAUGUUGACCCUGAGCCAAGUUUGUUUCCAGAUGUAAAACCCGGAGCCUCAAGCUCUCUUGUAAGUCAGAGUAGGGCAGCGCCCUUGGAGCUGCAGAGGACUCCUGCGGAAAGUUGUGAAGAAACCCUUGAGACCUUGGAUCAUGGGGGAGAGCCUGGGCGGUGUGGGCUGGUGGACUCCACAGCAGGAGGUUCUGUGGCUUCUGAGAUCUUGGAUAGGAAAGAGAAAACCAAGAGCAUGGAGCUAAAGGUCUUCAGAGAUCGAGGGAACCAGGUGGAAAUUGUAAGAGACCCCUGUGAGGGAGCAAAGGAAGACCCAUGUCAACAUCCCACAGCCGCUGAAGAAAAGAUCAGCUCAAGUCAGGAGGACCUCCGGAUGCGGUCGCACAAGGAACUUGCAUACGCGGACCUCCCUGAAGGUUGUCUGGGGAGCAAAGAAGGAAAUGUACAAAUUACAACUGAAAUUCUACUAAAAUCUACUGAAGAAGUACAAGGUAUGAAGGUCAAUGGGACUAAGACGGAUAAUAAUGAAGGACACAAGAAUGGCAAUGUGAGUAAAGGUCUCUCCGCUGGGUGCAGCGAUUACCCAGAAGUAGACAAAAUCAUGACCAGUGAUGAGGUUUCAGAAACCAGCACAUUAGUUUCCCUAGAGGCUUUAAACUUUGUGGACCCUGGAUUAACAGAAGCAACUCCUAAAGAAAAAGAAUGUGAAGAAUUAAAAACUUGUUCUUCUUGGUUGUCAUUAUUACCAGGGAACAGUGCCAUUUCCAAAGUGGACAAUGGGAAGGAAGAGUUGUGUAAGUUAAGCCUUGUCUGUGAAGCAGAUGACAAUCACCAACAGAUUCUUGGCCACCAUAAUGAAAAACACGGUUCUGCACAGGGCAGUCCCAGACCCAUGAGAAAUGUAGAUGUUGUAGAACCCUUAGGAAAAAAUUCUGAAGUUUUGUAUUUCACAUCAAGUCUGCCUGGUCCAGAAUCCAGAACAACAUCCUUAGAAAAAUGUGGUUUUGAAGGCGAUGGCUUGCUAAAGAGAUCUGCUGAAAAGACAGACAAUUCCUGUUUUGAUGGGAAUGAUCAGAGCAAGAAUUUGGCUUCCGGAGAAGAAAAUGAAGAACAGUUUUUGAACCCCAGGAGUGAAAGAGGGGAACUCUUUCUUGUUAAUGCCAUGCAGCCAGAAGAGGCUGCCAUGGGUCAUUGUUCUGGAGGAAAAAAGACUAUGGCCUCCCUAAAAGGAAAUCUCCACAAUCACUGUUGCGUUCAAGGCAGUAUCCACACAGACAGCUCUGGUUCUUUAACGCCCAGUUCUUCUACUGAAGCCACGGAAAUAAUGUUUAAAAAAAAAGAUUUGAAAAUCACUUUAGACAUUCAAGGUAGCUUAACAAACCAUGAGGACUGUAGAGAAACCUUGACCAGUUUUCCUUCCUUGAUGCAGCCCAAAGAGCCAGAACAGACAACCACUAUCGAGCCCAGUAGGUUAAGUGAAAAGAUUUACAGUAAAGACCCUAAUUCCUCAGUCAGCAUGCAGAGAAAUCUGGAAGGCAAUACCCAGUUAAAUGAAGCAUCAUAUAAUGAAUUUAUGAUGGAAAAAAAAACCCUUGUGAGUUUCAUGCCAGAGGACCAGAUAAGUCCUGUAAAUGAGGAAUCAAAACCCAAGAAAGAUACUGCUCAGCUGUCGUCAUCCCUAGACUUUGGUUACAGACCGGAGUCAGAAAAAGCUGUACAGGCUUUACAGGACAUUAUUCCACAUUCAGAUAAACAGAGCAGUGCCUGUGAGAUAAAUGACCCUCCUUGUACUGACCAACUGGCUCUAAGCAAAAUAGAGAGUGAAUGUGUUUUAAAUCAAGUGUCCCUUAAUUCUCAAGACCAUGCAAAGUUGCCAAUUAACAAAGAAAUGCCUUUAGCAAUAAGCGAGAAUUCCCAACAGAGCCAUCACCUUCCAUUAGAGGAUGGAGCCAGUAUCACUGCUGAUACCCAAACCAUUCCCAUGAAGACAAAAAUGGAUGACAUCUCCCCACCAGGUGACAAAACCUGUGGUGCUUCUUCAAACAGUCCAGCCUUGAAUGUCAAACCAGGAGGCCCAGAAAGAAAAAGCAAAAUGGCUGAUUCAGGAACAGAAGACGAACAUUCCAGACUUCUCCCAAGUAAGAAAGAAGCAGCUGUCUUGCCCCCAGAGGUCUCUGUCACGGAAUGUCAAAAUGUUCAAUCUCAAGACCUCUGUAGCUGCCACUGUAUAGGAAAAAAUGCACAAGAAGCGAGCACGUGUUGUGUGUGUGCUGCUUUUGAGUCUAGCAGAACCACCCAGGCAGCUGAAAACCCUUUGAUAACAAAGUAUGAAAAUGCACUUCAGCACAGCAACCGCCACUCUCCAGGAAGAGAAGACUCCUUGGAAAACAGCACCCGUAAGGUGAGUUCUACAUUGCAGGAAAGGGAACUUACUGGACAAGAAACUAAAGGCAGCCUUCCAGGACAUAAGAUCGGAAAUGAAAGGACCGCAGGUAUGUUAAAUAGUGAAGCUUCAAACAAAACCAUUCACACCACUAAUCACAUCCAACCCAGUGUGGAAGGGCGAGAAUUAAAGGAACAGGAUACGCCCAAAGAGACUGUGUGUUGUAAAUAUAACGUCUCUGAUUGUGCCACACAAGAACUAAACCAAUCCAUAAACAUUCCAGAUCCUAAAAAACUGUUGGACCAGUCUCCUACUGCUAAGUCCCCCAAUUUUAAAAACAUGAACCAGGCAGUUAAAAGUCUUGAUCAGAAGACAGAUGAAGUCCUUGACUGCCAGAGUAACGCAGACACGCCAGAUGAAUGCAACAGUGAAGAUAAAAUAGCGAAGGAGACACUGGGCAGUGACCAGAGAGACUCCAUCACAGAGCCUAACACAAAGGUAAGCCACAACCCAAAGGAUCUGCCGUUCAGCUCAGGCAGUAACAAAUUGUCUGCUGGUAGUCUGAAAAAAGGCUGUUUAAAAGGCGCCUUUGAGAGGACUUCUGGUUGUGAGGAGUCCACAGAUGGUUUGGCGGACAUCGUCUGCACAGACUGCAGUAAUGAGCCUACAGAAGGCAUGUUGGACACAACAGCAUCUGGCACACUUGAUGGUGGUGCGCGGCAAGGUGGGCUGGCGUUAACCGGAACCUCAAGGAGUGCCUUGUCUCAGACAGGAGACGCGAACGCUGCGUUUGUAGGAAAGAUUGACCAGGAUUCUGAUUUCCCAGAUGCUGUUUCCUCUGCAGUGGAAUCUCUUGAAAUAAGAAAAUCAUGUGAAGAGAAAGUCUGCAGAUCAUUAAAAGACUGUCAAAUGGAAGUGUGUCCAGACUCUUCUGCCAGUGAGAUAGAAUCUGUUGCAGAUCAUGAACCAAAUGUAAGAAUAUUGGAUAGAGUUGACGUGUCUUUAAAUCAUAUUCAUCACGAACAGCAAGUUAAAGAAGCAUCUCUAGGAAUGAUUGAAAGAUCAAAAUUAGAUAUACAUCCUGAGUUUGACCAGGAAAAUACCUUUGAAAUUUCCUCAAAAGAGUUGGUGUCUUCUAGACACCAAGAUGAGAACUCCGUUCCCACAGAGAGCCUGAAAUCCAUUGAGAUAAUGCCUUUAGACCUGCCUUCUCAAGAAAAUUCAGGAGCUAACAUUAAUGGUGAAGAAACAGACCUGAAAAAUAUUUUUAAACCAAAAGAUGGUGAAAUGCUUUAUGAAGAUGUAGAGGACUCCACAGUCCUGCCUGAGACGAAGGAUGGAGCACUGAGGGAUGUGAGUAAUCCCAGGGAAGGAAACAGCAUUGACAUCGGUGUGAAAAUUUUGCCUUUGAUGAUGGAAAAAGAAACUAAAGUGAAAGGGGAAGAAACUAAAGAACAUCAGAGGGCAUCCCUGGAUCUCUUACCCGUUGGGGAGGAAUCUGAGGAGAUGAUUACCAGAGAGGAUGGUCAUGGUGAUAAUAUGAGUGACAUGUCUCAGACACACUUAAAAUCCCUGAGGAUGCUUGGUGAUGCUGAGAAACAACAAAGCCAAAGGGAUUUGGACUACUUGUUGCAGAGGGAAGAGGAAUGUAUACAUCCAGAAGAAGCACAUACGAUAUUGGAACAAUGCACAUCAUCUAAUACGUUGUCAAAUGAGGUGAAAAAUGAGAACCGACCUGAGGAUCGCAAAUGUAAGUACACCAUGAUUAAAGAAAUCACCCCAGCAAAGCCGGCCAAGGGUAGCAGUACUGGACAGCUUCAGAAGUUGAAAGACCCAAAGGAGGAAAACUUACGUCAUCCAUUAAAAAGGGGUAUUGAGUUGUGCAUAGGUCCUUGCCUUCGUGGUGCCCCCCCGAAAGCACAAAACCCCAGUUCUGCUAGGUGUGACAAACUGUAUGGUGCCUUUGGGGACACUUCACACCAGAGAAGAGUGCUUCCCUUAAAGAAGCAGCCUCAUCGGACAUGUAAGAAAGUUUCCUGUCAGGAGCAAGUCAACAUGGGGAGAAAGAUAAGUAAAAUCAGAAAUUCUGCCUUUUUAAAGAGUUCCUCUGAAACCAUCCCCACAAAAGCACACAGAUUUCUCAGUUCACGUGCUGUGUCUGCACCCACACGACUGGAACCCGAAACAGUACCUGCCAGGAGCUCAGUUAGCCACAUACCAAAGCAGAAGGCUGCUCCGUGCCAUCUCUUAAGGAGCCUGAAUGUCAGGAAGCCUACCAAAGAAUCAGCCUUACUCAGCAAGCUCUCCAUCCUCGCCUCCAAACUGGCCCCAGCCGCAAAGACCCAGAAGCUAAGGUAUCGGCGGUGUUCCUCUGAACUUCUUCCGGUGGCUAAAAGCUACAAGCGGCUCAGAUAUAAAAGGCUCCUAGACGGGUUUUCGUACAAUACAAUGCAGCUGAGUCCAUAUUUGACAGCUAGUGGAUGGGAUAAGAAGCCUAACAGUAAGCCUUUGACACUUUAUCCACUUGAAGCCAUCAAAAUGAGCUUCAUAGAUUUGAGCAACAAGAUGCCGUUGCUGCUGUUCGGUUCUGAGACCUUCCCGGUAUCCUUUAAUGUGAAAUCAGGCUCUGAGUGCGGGGCUGAGUCCCCGAGGACUUUUCCCGAGCACUGUGCUCCGGCGAGGCUUGCCUUAGGAGAGGCCGCCCCAUACCCUUCUCGGCCUCCCAAGUGGACCUUUUCUUUCUUCUUGUCCCACGGUUGCCCUGGAGUGGCCACAUUCAGGGAAGACACUGGCCUCCACGGUCGGGCACAUGGCCGGGGUCCUCCACAGCCUCCUGUUCCUCUCCAAGACUACGGAGGCACCGCCAUAGUCCAGACAAAAGCAGGCUGCUCCGUCCUUGGCCUCCACACACUCCUAGCACUUUGUUCCCCUGGAUGUUAUCGAAUCUGGACAAAAAAACGGAGCUUCUCCAGUCAUAUGCCUACCAUGCAGAGGCUCUUCAUGACCCAGUUUACACAAGGCUUGAAAGGGUUAAGGUCUCCGGCCUCCAUAGCAGACAAGAUCUUCUGUUCUCUGCCCUAUUCGGUGGGCCGAGUGCUGUCACUUUGGAGCCAGCAUGGACCUUCUUCCACCUGCCCCUUCGAAGUCUCCGCUCUUCAUUCCACUCACAGCAAGCGACAGCCAACUCUGGGCACCACAAGCAGCCACGCCAUGUUACCAUAUGUGCCUCUUCCAGGCAUGGAAGCUACUUACACCACCAGUGGCAGUCAGAUGAGGCUAGAGCCUCCGUUCCCCGCCUUGGUACCAAAGUCUUGCUUGGUAACAGACUCGGCUGUGAGCAAGCUCCUGCUUUCAGCCUCUGAGUUCCAGGUUCCUGAAUUAGAUGAACUAGAUGGUGUGGCGGCACCAUGCCCCCAUCCACAAAGCAGCCCUCCAGAACAGAAAGAGGCUGAGCCCGAGAAGAGGCCAAAGAAAGUUUCACAGAUUCGCAUCCGGAAAACCAUUCCUAAGCCAGACCCUAAUCUUACUCCCAUGGGCCUCCCUCGACCCAAAAGGUUAAAGAAAAAGGAGUUCAGCUUAGAAGAAAUAUAUACCAACAAGAAUUAUAAGUCUCCUCCUGCAAACAGGUGUUUAGAGACCAUCUUUGAGGAACCUAAGGAACGAAACGGUACUCUAAUUUCCAUCAGCCAACAGAAGAGGAAGCGAGUUCUAGAAUUUCAGGAUUUUACGGUCCCACGGAAGAGGAGAGCUCGGGGUAAGGUCAAGGUGGCAGGCAGCUUCACCAGAGCCCAGAAGGCGGCGCUGCAGAGUCGAGAGUUGGAUGCCCUUUUGAUACAGAAACUAAUGGAACUGGAGACCUUCUUUGCCAAGGAAGAGGAACAGGAGCCAUCAUCUGGUUGCUGAGAAGCAGUUUGGUUCGGGGGUCUCAGUGUUAGGUUUUCUGAGCCUCCUUAGAAGAGGCUGCCUAGUUUUUCCCUAUGCCCGACUAUUCAAAAUGCAGUCCCUGGAUUUUUACCUGUUCCAAGGUGCAACCUUUUUAGAAACUGGUGAAGGAGGGUCCUCUGCUUCUACUGCUGAGUAUAGAACCUCAGGAAUGCUCCUUUUCUCCUGGAAGUGGUCCUGAGUGACACAUGGCCGCCUCCCCCCACGCUCUGCCAUCCACAGGAGGAGGACACGGCGUACCUUCAGUGACACUAGGAUCCCAAGGACUCACAGCGUUUGCACGUCCAUGUGAAAGUUCCACGUUGUUUACGGUGGUGCUAGACCAAGAUUCUUCAGAGACGUUGCCUAGGGAGGGGGACCUGGUGUCCUGCCCCGUCCUUCACGGUCUCACCGGCUCGCCUCAGUAGCUGAGUAAAGAUGAGCCUGUGGUGUUUUCUAAUUGUUUGAGUCCGUCUGCCCAGAACCUGGGGUGUGAGUGUGUGUGUGUGCGCGUGUUUGUUGCUUUUUCCCGUCAUUUUUUCUUUUCCCUUCUGUGACUGUCACUAGUGCCACAGGAGCCCAUCUAGGCCCCAUUCGAAGUAAGUUGCACUUUUUAAUGUUGUGGUGUUAUUUUCAUUUGUUUUUUAAUUUCCUUUUUUUUUUUUUUUAAAUUGCUGCAUGUUUAGAGCCUUUAAAUGUGAUUUUAAAGCAUCUUUUUAAAGACAUCGAGGAGGAAGACAAUGCGCGUCUUCAGAAUACAAUGUAGACAUCUGACCCAGUGUAUCGGUGCGUGGUGCGGGACAGCGCAGAGACAUUUUCCCAGUCACGUGUUUCAGGCAAUCCCUUCCCCAUCUCCACCUUCUAGUGGAAUUCAUUAGAGGGAGCACUUUUUCUGUCUGGGUUCUCACUCUUGCCCACUAAGCAAGUAGAUGUAUUAAUUUUAGUGACAGAAGAAAGAGGUUUCUCUCCCAAUCAUUUAAAAAGUGUGAAGGUCGGGUAUGGUCUUUCCGUGGGUUUUUCGGAAGCCCCAGCACUGGGUACAUCGGCUUGGGUGGGGAGAAAGGCCGACCCGUGGUGUUUGCAGCCUUCAGAGCCACCUGCUCUGAGUGGAAAGAGGCGACGCAGCGUGGUUCAAACUCAGUGAUGCGUCCAUGGUGGGAUCAUGAAACUCCACAGCCAGCCCUCGCUGAGGAGACACCUCACUGUCCUCUGGGCUCCCGGAGCAAACCUACUGGGAACGCAGAAUGCCAGUUUGCUGAGCUGCUGCUUCUGUGCCCACAGGAGUCUGUGGGCAGAAGGAUGCUGUGUGGGUUAGCAGGCCCAGAGGUUUCCUUCCUUUUCCACUGGUCCCUGUGUUCCCUCACCCUGCCUCCCCUCCCCUCUUCCCCUUGUGUUUUAUCCUUCUUCUGUCUCUCUCUUUCAAAACAAGAGUUCAGAGAAUUAACAUUCCUUGGCUGGUGAAUGGGAUACCAGACCCAGCCCUAGGACACUACUCACCUCUUUCCGUCCUUGUAGGAGCCCCUGCUGGGAAGCAGCUGCCAGUGGGAACUGUCACAGCUCCCGAGACGCUUUCAAGUCAGUCUGUUAGAGGAGAGUGAGCGGUGCCGUCCUGGAAUGUGUCUCCUGGGUUCCUUUCGUUCCCCCGUGUUAGUGGGUGGGGAGAUCGGGUGGGGUGGGGGGUCUCUAUGUGCCUUUCCUUUGCAGGUUGACAGUCUGUGCCGCACUGGAGCAGAAGAACUGACAUGAGCAGGAAAAAACAAAGUGCCACAUCUGUCUCCUAGGCCCACUGCCUCAGACAGAGUAUUUAGUAAGUUAAAUACGUACCUGGUGACCCACUGAGGCUUCCGAGGCCACGGCCAAAUAGCGUUAGAAGAGAGCCGGGUCUCCACACUGGCUCUGCACGGUGUGAACCAGACUCUGCCGGUCUACAUCCACUUUGCCUGCACUAUAUAGACGCGACCUGCGUUUCACCUCAGUACCUCUCCCUUCCUGGGACAGGGUUUGUAGACACUAAAUGCUUCUCUGUCUUUUUGCUUUAGGGGCUGGGAUGACUAAUACAUGGUGCCCUUGUACAAACGUUUUCAGGGAACUACUGCUGGACAAGCUUGCACACGCCCAGUGAGCCCACAGAGCCGUUUGCCAGUGUAGCCGAGUCAGCGACGUGGCAGUCGCGUCCCCCCACAGACUGAAGUUGAGGUGGGCACAACUGUGAUGUCCCCAACAUUACACAGACACAAUUUCAGGUUUGCCCGUUACAGGCCUGGCAUUUUAAAGGCUAGGAGCAGUGAUCUGGAAUACUGCCGUCUGGGAGGGCAGAACUGGAGGAAACGGGGACCGGGGCUCCUUCCUCGUCCUGGGAAUGUCGGGGGAAAGCAGCUCUAGGUCAACCCUCUGUAUCCUUGAAAUUCUUGGCAUGCCCUGUGGCCAGGGCCCUUCCCCUGCUUCAAAGCUAAGAACACGUCCCCACUGCAAACUUGAAAUUGUUUACCUGAAGAUGAUGGGUUCUAGCCACGCUUAGCCACACCUGUCUUAACAUCUAUUUUUGCCAUUGGCCUAACCAGCCCCAGUGCUGUCUGUGGUCCUUGGGGCCUGAUAGGAGGCGUCAGUCGGCCGCUGGCACACCACCUGCCCCGAGCUGCGGGGGUCUGGUUCUGGGGUGGGAGCUGGUACAGUGUCUGAGUGUGGGGAUUCCCACCAAAGUGGUGGGGAGAUAGAGUUAACUACAACUUACUCGGCUCCAGUUUAGCGUUACUGAUAUGGGAAAGAGGAGAAAUCUCAGGUUCAGUCGCGGUUCUGCCCAUCAGUUUUUCACUGAAACGUUGAACUAUGGGUUUUCUCAUCUUUUAAUUUAUAACUAUAUUUGCCUCUGCCACCCACCUUCCCCUCCUUUCUUUUGAUCCCCUUUCUAGCUCCAUGUCUUCAUUCCUCAUCACCUUUUACACCAGACUAUGUCCACUUUUUCUUUCUGACCUUACUCUGAGAGCUACAGCUGAGGGAAGUACAGGGAAAAGACGUAGCGUUUGCCUUAUUGGAGCCUGAAAAGCUCAGAAACUCAUGCUGUGAAUCCCAAAACUCUGUGCUCCUCCAAGAGCUGUGAAAAUCAUGACAUUUUGUCACAAUUUUGCCUGAGUCUUUUGAGUGGGUGCCAGAGCCAAUCUGAGGUAAAUUCUAGACCCCGUCCUCCAGGUAUGACCCCCCCCCCCCGCCCUGCCCUCAGGGCCCAUCCUCUGCCCGCCCAGCCGAGAGCAGCACAGAGUGCGCGAUGGCGCAGCAGACCCCAGGCUGUGGUGCAGCCUCGUGGAACGCAGAGCCAGCGUCUGUCUCCAGGCUGGGGUUCCCCCUCAUAAUCAAUGCCAUGUGCAUCAACAUCCGCAGGAGACCCACUUUUAGGCAGUAAUCCUUUUCUCCCACUACCUGGGGGUGGGAGGGUGUGUGCAGUUGGUGCUUUUUAAAUUCCCUUGUUUUGUUUUGGAAAACUUUUCCCUUUGGUAUCAUGGAAAGGAGCUCUUAAACACCACAUUGUGGGGGGCUGUAUCCAAAGUCUAAAUAAUUGGCCGGAUAUGUGGAGUGACCUUUCCUGAAUUCAUGCAAGGGAAGGGCUCCUUAACCACAACUGAAUUUCUUAUGAGAAGAAGCUGGGGAGAAAGGCUCAAUUGAACUAGAAUCAAAAUUUAAUACCUAACCACAAAAUGAGAAAGAAGCAAAAGCUAUUUUGAUGGUAAAAUGAUGGUAAAAUGGUAGUCCACCAUCCAGCAUAGCAUACUCUCAGAUUUGAUGCUUACCCAUUGUAUGUCUUUACGAGUCCCUCUCUGGUGCUGAAUUGGAUUUGAAUUCUUGGUGAGAGGCCUCAGCAUCUCCUUGGGCUGGUCUGGGCCAGUAAGUAGCUGCCUGAAGUGUUUAUAUAUUAUCAUGGUCAAUAGUUCAGUGACAUUUUGUACUUUUUUUUUGUAACAUUGGCAUACACGAUACCCCCGCAGUUCCUUUUCUGUUUGGUAGUUUGUGCCUCUAAAAUCCCCACCGUUAUGUGUAUUAAUUUAUGAAAAUAAAAAUUUUUUUGAAACCUUUCAAA